Molecule: messenger RNA, 825 nt
Organism: Pipistrellus nathusii (Nathusius's pipistrelle)
Lineage: Eukaryota; Metazoa; Chordata; Mammalia; Chiroptera; Vespertilionidae
Source: the annotation of a GenBank genome assembly
AUGGCAGACCUCCCCGUGCGCCUGGCGGCUCUGGUCCUUCUCGGAGCGGCCCUGUGUGCGGCACAGCCCCGGGGCCGGAUCCUGGGCGGCCAGGAGGCCCAGUCCCGCCAGUGGCCCUACAUGGCGUCGGUGCAGGUGAACGGCACGCACGUGUGCGGCGGCUUCCUGGUGGCGGAGCAGUGGGUGCUGAGCGCGGCGCACUGCCUGGAGGACGUCCCCAGGCCCAAUGAGACGGUGAAGGUGCUCCUGGGCGCGCUCUCCCUGUCGGAACCUGAGCCAUCCAAGCGCCUGUACGAUGUGCUCCGAGCAGUGCCCCACCCCGGCAGCGGGCCGGACACCAUCGACCACGACCUCCUUCUGCUGCAGCUGUCUGAGAACGCCACCCUGGGCGCCGAGGUGAAGCUGCUGCCCUGGCAGCGCGAGGACCGCGAUGUGGCCGCCGACACGCUCUGCGACGUGGCCGGCUGGGGCGUGGUGAGCCACACGGGCCGCCGGCCCGACCGCCUGCAACACUUGCUGCUGCGCGUGAUGGACCGCGCCACCUGCAACCUGCGCAGGUUCCACGACGGCACCGUCACGAAGCACAUGAUGUGCGCGGAGAGCCACCGCCGCCGAGACACCUGCAAGGGUGACUCUGGGGGCCCUCUGGUGUGCAACGGCGUGGCCGAGGGCGUGGUCACCUCAGGAUCCCGUGUGUGUGGUGACCCCAAGAAGCCAGGCAUCUACACUCGCGUGGGGAGCUACACGGCCUGGAUCGACAGCGUCAUGGACGGAGGCGUGGCCUCCCCGGGAGACCCUGAGGGGCGGGGCCCCGAGGAGCAAUAA